UGUCCGUUUUCCGAAGGAAGUGACGGGCGGGGGGCUGGGAAGGGAAAAGGAGCAAAGAGGAGCCGCCGAAGCCCCCAGGACCGGUCCACGUGCCCGGCCAACUCCGGCCCGACUUGGGAAACUUCCCCCGGCGGGGACGGCCGCCCCGGGGAUGCUCCCCCGGCCGCCCGGAGUCUCGCCGCUGUCCCUCCUGCUGCUGCUGGGGCUGGGGCUGGGGCUGCCCGGCUGCGGGGCGGGCGCGGGGGGUCCGUCGGAGCUGAGGGUGCGGGUGAGGCUGGCCGACGGCCGGGUGACGGAGGAGAGCCUGCAGGCCGACAGCCGGGCGGACUGCAUCGCCCUGGAGCUCCGCAAGCCCGACGGGACGCUCAUCACGUUCACCGCUGACUUCAAGAAGGAUGUGAAGAUCUUCCGGGCCCUGAUCCUGGGGGAGCUGGAGAAGGGGCAGAGCCAGUACCAAGCCCUCUGCUUCGUCACGCGCCUGCACCGCAGCGAGAUCAUCCCCAGCGACUCCAUGGCCAAGCUGCGGCAGAAGAACCCACGGGCUGUGCGGAAGGCCGAGGAGGUGCGGAGCCUGGAGCAGCUCCACAUGGACGUGGCCGUGAACUUCAGCAGAGGAGCGCUGCUGAGCCCCCACAUCCACAACGUGUGCGCUGAGGCAAGGGAGGCCAUCUACACCCGCGAGGAGGAUGUCAAGUUCUGGCUGGAGAGAGGCGUGGACGGCUCCAUGUUCGAAGCCCUGGUACGGCCGGCGGAGGCCCUGGGCCUGCAGCGCUGCGGCCUGGUGUCAGACCGCUGGAAGCCGUGCAUCUGCCGCUACGGGCUGAGCCUCGAGUGGUACCCCUGCCUCCUCAAGUACUGCCACAGCCGAGAGCCCGGUGGACGCACCACAGCCUACAAGUGCGGCAUCCGCAGUUGCCAGAAGAGCUACAGCUUCGACUAUUACGUGCCACAGAAGCAGCUCUGUCUGUGGGAUGAGGAUACCUAGCCGGACCCGGGAGAGCGGAGAGAGGGGGCAGAGGCAGGUCUCUCCCUGCCGUGUGUGUGGGAGACGCCUCUAAACCAAAGGCCUUCCCCGUCCCACGGCUUUUCCCCUUUGACUGUGAAGAGGGGUGUGGCGAGGCAGGGGUUACCCCAAGAAGGGACACCCCCCCCUCCCCAACCCCUUCCCCCAGGCCCCCCGAGGCUGACAUCAGUGUUUUGGGAAGUGGAAGAGGAGGAGAGGGUUCCGACCCCCAACCAGACACCUCCCACCACUACCUACUCAGUGUUUUCACCCUCACAAUCCAAAUGUGAUGGUAACUCUUUGAAGACCGGCAAACUUGUCUGUCCUUUCUUGGAGUUGCCCCCUCUUCCCUCUAGCCCCCAGGGGGAGAGUCUGGGCUAAACUGCCACAGAGGGGGUGUCAGGUGAAAGGGGGGUUGGAGGAUGGAGAGGCUCCUUGCCAAAGCAUCACCCCAAUACUUCCUCAUCAGCCCUCCCAACCGCCGUUCCUCUGGGACAAAUCGGGGAGGGGAGGAAGGCCAGAGGGAGCGGCCCUCCUCUCCGUCUGCCCAUUCCCACAAUUUCUUCACCAUGUGCCUUUCUAUCGGGGACAAUAAAACGACCCCGGCUAAUUUUGCCAUUCGUAGACAGGAUUAUUUUUUUAUCGAUUGGGGGUGGGGAGGGGGGCUGAAGUAUGAAGUACGAGGGAAAACUUGAAUUCCAGAUUUUUAAAGCCGAAGUAUUUAUCGUUUGUACGGGAAAUAAAAAUUUUGUCCUUUC
Tachyglossus aculeatus (Australian echidna) is the source of this 1761-nucleotide messenger RNA. RefSeq names its product out at first homolog (gene OAF). The record is from RefSeq and is a predicted model, not a curated record. The coding region runs from base 152 to 985 and encodes 277 amino acids. The transcript has 4 exons. NCBI's taxonomy places the organism in Eukaryota, Metazoa, Chordata, Mammalia, Monotremata, Tachyglossidae.